Tetrahymena thermophila SB210 is the source of this 2337-nucleotide messenger RNA. RefSeq names its product HAD-family hydrolase IIA containing protein. The record is from RefSeq and is a predicted model, not a curated record. The transcript is spliced from 2 exons. Gene Ontology annotation, molecular function: phosphatase activity. NCBI's taxonomy places the organism in Eukaryota, Ciliophora, Oligohymenophorea, Hymenostomatida, Tetrahymenidae.
GCUACAAAUAAUAAUUGCAUUUUUACAUAAAAGGAAAGAGUUAAGUUAAAAUUUAAUAAUUUAAUUGAUAAAAUAAAUUUAUUUUAAUUAUUUUCUAAUCCUAAAAAAUUGUUUAUUAUUAAAACUGAAUUAUUAACAAUUUUUUAAUAUUAAUAAGUAUUAAUUCAAUUUUAUAUUUGGUUGGCUAUGUUAAAUUAGAUUUAUAGAAGGAGUUAAUUCAAAGAAUUAAUAAACAAAUACGAAAACUUCUUUUUUGAUUGUGAUGGAGUGCUUUGGAAAUCGAGCAACAUUAAAAUAAAACAUGCAUUUGAGGCAUUAGAUGCUUUGAAAAAUGAAGGAAAAAAUGUAUUUUUUAUAUCAAAUAAUUGUAUGAGAAGUAGGAGAGUUAUAUAGGAAAGAUUAAAAAAUUUUGGAUUCGAAACUACUUAAGAUCAUAUACAUCUCUCUAGUUCGUUAUUAGCUCACUAUAUUUCAAGAGAGAAAAAGGAUAUUAAAAAAGUUUACUUGAUAGGAAUGCCUGGAAUAGUUGAAGAAUUUAGAAACCAUAACAUCGAUAUAUUGGAUUCAGAAGAGCAUAAUCAAAAAAGAAUAACAGAGCAUAAAGAUGUAGAAUAUAUGGAAAUAGAUAAAAAUAUAAAUGCAGUUGUUUUAGGCUAUAAUUAUAAUAUAAAUUACUAUAAAAUGUGCUAUGCUAGUCUUUUAAUGUAAGAAAAUAAAGCUCAAUUUUUUGCAAGUGAAGACACUCCUUUGAUAAAGUUUAGAAAUGGCAGAUAUAUGCCAAGUGUUGGAACAUUAACCCAAUCACUAACAUAUGGGCUUAGAGAAAAGUUUCCAAACUCUGUAUAAAAAAUAAACUUAUCUAAGCCUAGUGAAUAUGCUUUAUUGUAAUUUGUCAAAGAUUUCAAACUUGAAUUAAAUAAAUCAGUUAUGAUAGGAGAUAAAAUAGAUACAGAUCUAGAGAUGGCUAAAAGAGCAAAUAUAGAUUCGGUUUUGGUAUUAACAGGAGAGACAAGAGAAAAUAAUUUACAUGAAGUUAAAUCUCUUGGGGAUAAAUAUCUUUCUAACCAUAUCAUACAUGUAUGUGAAAAUUUAAACAUUUGAUUGUGGAACUUAAGAUUUAUUUUAUUUUCACAGUAUUAAGUUAAAUCAAUUUAAAAAGUAAAUUAGAAUUUUCUAAAUAAAUUACAAAAAUGGGUGAUUAAAAGAAUAAUUUUAUAAUUACUUUUUUUCUUAAAGAUUAACUAAAGUAAAACAAAUACACUUGAAAGGAUUCUAUGAAUAUUUAUUUUUAUUUUAAUCAAUAACAUAAAUGUAUCAAUUAAUUUAUAAAAAGAUUAAAUAGAAAUAUACUUUAACUUAGUGAAAUCUUUUUUAAAAAUUAAAAUACUUUUCAAAAAAAUUAUUUUUUUUUCUGUAUCUGAAAAAUGUUUUUAAAAAUAUGUUGAGCUAAAUUAAAUAUUUUAUAUUUAUUUAAAUAAUGAAUUAAUUAUUAAAAUAAAUUCACUUAAUAACCAAAUUAUUCAUAAAUGAAUAAAUAAAUUUUGUAUCCUAAAAUUAAUUUUUGAUUUUAAUUUUAAAAAAUUAUAAAAGCUAUUUGAUAUUAAUUGACAAGAUAAUCAUUUGCUUAUUUAUUGUAAAAUAUGUUAUUUUUUUUAUCUUUCAUUUUAUAUUUUUUUUUUAUUUUUUUAUCAACUUUUUUAAAUAUUUCUUAAUUAAUUUUAAAAUUUAUUUUAAUUUUAUUAAUUUAUCUAAAUGAUUUGUGUUUUAAUCUCUGCUUUUCAUUUUAAUUGAAUUUUUUAAUAUUUUUUAAUUUCUUUUUUUUAAAUUAUUUUUUUAGUAUUUAAUUUUCUUCUUUUGAAUAUUUUAUCUAUCUGUCUAUCAAUUUAUCAUUUUCCUAUUUUAGUAAAUAUUUUAAAAAUCAAAAAUAAUAUUUUGGAAAAAGAUUGAUAUAAUUUGCUAAUUGAUUAGAUUAUUUUUGAGUUAUGAGAGAAUUCGAAUUCGGAUUUAAAAACUUAAGGGGAUAUCUCGUAAGCAAACAUUUUGGCCUAUGAAUUAAAAACUAUUGUUUCUCCUCCUCUCAUAAUAUCAAAAAUUUUUAAUCAAUAGCUAUAUCAAUAUAAACUAAAUUUCGCUAUUCCAAAUUAUUUAAAAAUGAGCGCUUUUUUGUUGAAAAGCCGGGUAUGGUGGAAUGUUAUGAUUUUGUAAGCUGGAUCUAUUCGUGUGAAAUAGAAAAUCUAAAAACUAAGUUUUGCUCUCAUAUUUAAAUAUACUUUUAUUAAUCUUAAUUUUCUUUUUUGAAAAUUCAAAAUUAAUUUGUUAUUUUUUUUAAUUAUUCUU